Oikopleura dioica is the source of this 1506-nucleotide messenger RNA. The record is from the annotation of a GenBank genome assembly. NCBI's taxonomy places the organism in Eukaryota, Metazoa, Chordata, Appendicularia, Copelata, Oikopleuridae.
AUGGUGAUCGAUUGUGACUCGAUUCUAUCGCGGGUUCCUCCUCCAGGAGCUGUGCCAGUAUCUUUGGCAGAAGCAGCGCAGAUCUGGAACGCCAAUGGAAUGCAUGGGACUUUGAGAGAGCUAUCCAUUGUCGGCAUGGUCGUCAAAAUCCAAGCUCCCCGACCAGUCAAGGGCGAGCUAAAGGGGAAAUGGAACACGACGCUGUGGAUUCAAGAUCCCACCAUUUCUUCGGCGCGGGCUGGCGACGCUUGUCCCCGCUGGGGCUUUGAAUUGACUGUCUGGGCAACAGUGGACUCAAUCCACCGACUGCCUAGAGCAGAACCCGGCGAAAUACUUGUAGCAUACCCCGUCCAUCUUACCGGCAGUCACGGUUCUAUAUUCUCUAUCAAACUAUCCCAUAGCGGGAUGAUCUCAGAAGAUCAAAUGGACGAACGCAUGUUAGUCGUGAUCCCCAAGGGUGCGGUCGCAAAAGAUCCCAGGCCUGCACCUGGCUCCGUACUACCAAAAAAUGCUCCUGAACUCAAGUGGAUUCCGGACAACAAAUUCGAACAACGGCUGUACAUUUCCGCUUUGCUUCAAACUCUAGAUAAUCUCGUCACAUUUGCCGCAAAGGAAGACCCGCCACCAGUCAUCAGAAGUAAUGGAAUACCAGAGUCAAAGAAAGCGAUUGUCCUCCCAACUCGCGACGCGCAGGACAUUGGGCGAUUCCUCAAAAACCAACCCUCUUGUGUGAACCUAGAAGGAAUGGUGACACGUGUGAGAGCGAUUCAGAAAGUGAAUACAAGUCUAAGCGACCCCGAUGGCAUAUCAUGCUUGAUUAUCGAUAUCUGGGAUGGGUCUGAACGAUCUUCCGAGAACGCCUUGCUGGAACGACGACCGAAUGAAAAAGUGAAUAUGACUUCUUUUUUCAUGAAGAAAGAAGAAGCUGUUUGCUGGGGAAGAAGUGCAAUUCAACCCCAUACAUGGAGACCAUUCCUGAGAACUUGCCCGAUUCAUUUGUACGGUGAUGCGAUAAAGAGCGCGAUGGCUCAACAAGUGAGCACAGGCUGCUACUUCCGAGCAUUCUCUGUCGAACUCUGCGAAGAGUCGGCCGUUACAGGACCGUGGUCCAUACAUAGAGGGACGCCUAGGAAUGGAAAAAGAGUUGUGCUUCGAUGCAGCAGCGAUGCUCCUGAAGGUGCAUCCUCUGGAAUACAAAUUUUACCGCCGUCUUACCACCGAGCAAGAAAGCUCUCUGACUUGAUUAUGAGAAGAAGUGCAGUCUGGUUAGGAAUCCCGACUGUUAGUUACAAUGAAACGUUUGAAAAGUUCAAGAACCAAAGCUUCAACCAAGCCUCGCAAGCAGCGGCAGUCGAGAAGCAACGAAUGGUGGAGCAACGACUUGCGGAAGGCCACGCUCAUAUGCGCGCUAAACACUCAGAAACUGUCAAUGGCGGCAAUGGUAACCCGGCUGCUGUUCCUAUGAAUCCUGGCAUCAAGAACGAAGUCAUUCGAGCAGAAUCCUAA